AUGAAUCUCAGACGGGAUUUCCACUUUGAUCCCUUCUCAGCGGAGGCAAGACUACUCGAUGAGCAAGGUCCUUCAAUGCCAGACAUUGACUGGUCUAACCCACAAUCGUUCCUCAGCGCAAUGGGGGGUCCCAUGCCUGAGCUUCCCUCACCCGCCAAGGUUCGGCAACAAGCUACAGACUAUUCAUCCAAGAUCUUUACGAGUUACAACUCCCUGAAGGGUAUUCUUGAGCGACAUGAGGCUACCAUUCAAAAGAGAUGGACAAAGAAGACUCGCCAGCAGAGACUCCAGAUUCUUCUCAAAGCAUGGCCGGCUAUGCCAACCCCCCACCGCCCAGACUUUGAGGCUUUUCGCAAAGAGUCCAAGGAGGAGCGAGAGAGGGGAACAAAAUUCAAGGAUCACUUUAUGUGGCCCUACAUCAACCAGGAGGACCUAUCUCAGUCUAAGCCCAUGCUUCUGUUAAUAAACUCCAGAGGCCGUAGACCACCGCCGGCGUUUGCGGCAGCUGAUAACGACGCGAUGCACCUAGGCAGGGUAACAAAAGCACUCUUGGCCAUCUUUCUCAAUGAACAUACGAUGGUAUUGAAUGGUGCCACGAGGGCUGAGGAGUAUGGAAAGCUUGUUGACUGGGAUUCUCAUCCAGAUGCUUUUGAGUGGAUGCAUACCCGCAAGCAGUUCCUCCCAGGCGAGGGCCUUUUAAUUCUUGAGGCACAAUCUCGUUUGAUGGUAUUCCUGGUUGAUUGCUGUCGUCAAAUUCUGCACGAGAUCCCCGAGGAAACUAUCGCCAGCGAUGUCUAUCCGGUUCAACCUGAGCCUCAGUUGAAGGCAGAUAGCGAUGCGUCCGGAUUUCCUUCUUUGGCAAUCAUGGCCGCCGAAGCUCCUUACCGACUACCAGCAGAGCUGGACCUCAGUCGACUCACCUCCUGCCUCGAGGCCAGGAAGUUGGCAGCAGAGGAUCACGUCUGGUCACUCCGUGAAGAUCCUGCGUACUUCGCCGACCAAUUCCGCGAGAUACAAGAUCGUCGACUGGAAAUGCUACCUGAUACUCAGGGAAAGCCCCAUCCAGCGACUCAGAAGCUCCGCGUAAACACUCUCUGGGCGCGUGUCACUUUUUCUAUGCUGAUGGAUGCUUACGCAAAUCUCGAAACGCUUACUGAACUUCAUCGCCAAGCUCAAAAUCUCAGCGCCAUGCAGAAAAAGUUCGAAAAGGAGAUACAGGCCACGAGGGAGCUACCUAAGGAGUAUAUGGUUGCACUCCUUCGGUUCAGGUACUACCUACAACAGGCGUCCAAAGCACCGUUGGAGAACCUCAAAAUCUCCGUGACGGCCUCGCCGCCGAUGCGCAAGUUCUUUGUUCGCGACCCACCUCCCGACUCAGAAACUACCAAGAUCUUGAUAAGAAGCCGGGCUGGUGUCAAGAUGGACAAAAUUGAAACCCACCUAAUCUGGCUCCUGCGAAUACUCUGGGAAGAUGACUACGAAUUGUUUCUCGCGCACCCACCCAUCGUAGUAGACGAACUGGAGCGCCUACUACAAGCCGAACCUAAAGCUGAUGCGCUUAUAUCUGCCCAUGUCGCCAAGACGAUCGGAGAGUUGGCUAUUCUAACGCAGUGCCAGAAGCAACUUGAACUUUACCAACCAUGGGCCCAACAGUUCAAAAUGGCUUCCCCGGAACAUGAAGAGAGUUUCAAGAAGGAUUUCACUGCCCUGCAAAAGCCAAUGACACAGCUUCAUGGCGCAUUUCUACAAAAGCACCUAGACAGCGCCGCAAGACUAGGUGAGCCAUCUGGUGCAAAGUUCACCUACCCUUACGAUAAGCGACGCACAAAAGAGACAGUGGACGCGCUGCGACAGGCUGAGGCGAAUCUUGAUAUGUUCUGGGCCAAUGUGGACAAUGUAACCAAAGCCAGGGUUACGGUCUUCGAAGGCACAGCGUUGUAUCGCCUUCUUUCGCAACCGCGCAUUUUGAGACGAACUGCGGAGUGGGUAGAUCCUGUGAAGAAAAGCGAGAGUGUCGAGACCAGCUUGGAGAAAGAUAUCUGGGCUCUCAACCGCCCUAUGUCGAAUCUGUUCCUAGGACAGUUUGAGCAAACGGGGCAAACCUCUAGUUCCCGAAGCGCCCGGUCCAAGACCAAGGUCAAAACCAAGGGUGAAGGAUCUCAAGUGCUCAUCGACACUAUCAACGCUCAACCAGUCAACGCCCCAGAUUCCGAAACAGCCGCCGAUAAGCAGCCCACCUUUGCAGUUAAUGCACGAGUACUAAAAGUAUUCCGCACACUGUUCUUCAACCCCGAAGUAACAUCAACACCAGGUUCCGUUCUAUGGCAUGACUUUCUCUAUGCUAUGGCUUCUACUGGUUUUCAAAUCGAGAAGCUCUACGGCUCAGUAUGGCAGUUUUCUCCUACUAGUGUGAGUAUGAGUGUUGAGCGGAGCAUUCACUUCCACGAGCCUCAUCCCAAGGGUAAGAUCCCUUUUGAGGUUGCUCGACGCCAUGGCCGGAGAUUGACACGGGCUUAUGGUUGGCAUGGUAGUAUGUUUGUGCUGAAAGAGAAGGAGUAA
This is a messenger RNA of Fusarium poae, 2559 nucleotides long. RefSeq lists its product as uncharacterized. The transcript has a single exon. The coding region runs from base 1 to 2559 and encodes 852 amino acids. The record is from RefSeq and is a predicted model, not a curated record. Lineage: Eukaryota; Fungi; Ascomycota; Sordariomycetes; Hypocreales; Nectriaceae.